AAGGUCCUGCAUUGAUAUUUGGAUGAACCCAGAUCAAAGUGUGAUGACCAAAGUAUGAAAAAUGACGGUUGCUGGUACAUUGAUAACGUUUGAUCAUAAAGUCACUGGCUUUUAGUGAUGGGAUGUUAGGAUCUUUUGACUCAUUUCGUUCUUUAGAUUCAGUAAUGCCGAGAGCAUGCAGGACCACCCCCUACCGGUGAAUGAUUAUCUAAAAACUUGAAAGAAUCAUGAUUCUACAAGCAUCUUGUUCACAAUGGGGGGCAUAUUGGAGCUGUCAUUUAUGACUGAGACGGAUAAAAGUGUGCUUCAAACAAUGUACAUUUGUGACUCACAACUUGAAUUCGGUCUUAUGUAGCAAAAUUUUAAGUUCUGUAUUUUACAUUGGAUAAAAUGAAAGGCUCAGAGCUACAAAAUGAUAUAUCAUACACUGCAUUUGAGGAAACGAUGGGAAAGAAAUUCUGCUUUAAAAGUUGAUCAACUUGUAAAUUCGCUUUGACAAAACUCUUUCAAUGUUUUGGUACUAGUAUUGGAGAGCCCUUUGUCUACGCCCAUUCAGCAUUGUUCACACCCUCUUAAGCCUUAGCCCCACCCAUCUCUUUAAGGGUUGAUCCAAGCGUGCUGUACUAACUUGCCAGUUACUUCCAGACAUUUGAGGGAGAACAGCUCACUAAACAUUACUCGCCCUAGCAGAGCUGGUUAGUCUGGUAUGUUAUCCAGAGCAUUGGUGACUGCAACUGUGCUGUCAGAUUGUCCGUAAAUGCAGAGCGUUUCGCGUUCAGAGCGCACACCGGACUCUCUGGCCAAUAAAUAGGGUUGAUCCGAAAGCUCUAACCUCACAAUGACAUGUCAUGCUUUAGAAGCUUCUGAUAGGCUAAUUGACAUCAUUUGAGUCAAUUGGAGGUGUACCUGUGGAUGUAUUUCAAGGCCUACCUUCAAACUCAGUGCCUCCAUGCUUGACAUCAUGGGUAAAUUAAAAUAAAUCAGCCAAGACCUCAGAAAAAAUUGGUAGACCUCCACAAGUCUGGUUCAUCAUUGGGAGCAAAAACGCCUGAAGGUACCACGUUCAUCUGUACAAACAAUAGUACGUAAGUAUAAACACCAUGGGACCACGCAACCGUCAUAACGCUCAGGAAGGAGACGCGUUCUGUCUCCUAGAGAUGAACAUACUUUGGUGCGAAAAGUGCAAAUCAAUCCCAUAACAACAGCAAAGGACCUUGUGAAGAUGCUGGAGGAAACAGGUACAAAAGUAUCUAUAUCCACAGUAAAACGAGUCUUAUAUUUAAGGAAACUGGGCGUAUGUUGCCAUGUCACUACUUCACAGGAGAGCCAUUUGAACGUAAAAGUUUUAUUUUGAUAAAAAUGCAUUUUAUGGCAGAAAUGCCUUCUGGAACAUGUGAACUUUCAUGUGCCUUAAUAACAAACUUGUAUGCCUUCUGUAAAUACGAAUAAAAUUGUUAAAAUUACAAGCCUAGUUGGUUUAGCCACAGAAAAAGAGGGCAACAUUCCCGCUAGCCAUGAUUGGCUGAGAUAAUGAAUGGGCUGGACAUGUCGAGAGAUGAGUUUGAAUUGAUCUGCCAUGUAGAACGCGUCUGUCUAUUUCAUCUGGUCAGUAUGUGUAGCUAAUCCUGUCUAACAAGGCUUUAAAAAAUAUAUAUUGCAUAGUAGAACUGCAUGAUGGCGCUGGAGGAGAUGGCUGCCGGUUACUGGCCCAACGCUCUAACAACAGGGCUGGGCGUUGGAGAGCUUUGUACGAGUCUCUGUGUGUGGAGUAAAGGUGGUGUAGUGAGUGAGUGAGCUUUUUCCCUCUGGCUGCACAUUUAACAUGUUGGAUUUAAGUUUCCCUGCAUUAAAGUACCUGGCUACUAUUAGCACCGCCUCUGGAUAAGCAUCUUCUUGUUUGCUUAAGGCCGUAUACAGCUCAUCAAGACAAAGGAGAUGGUUGUGGACUACAGGAAAAGGAGGACUGAGCACACGCCCAUUCUCAUCCACGGGGCUGUAUUGGAACAGGUUUAGAACUUCAAGUUCCUUGGUGUCCACAUCACCAACAAACUAUCAUGGUCCAAACACACCAAGACAGUUGUGAAGAGGGCACAACAAAGCCUAUUCCCCCUCAGGAGAUUGAAAAGAUUUGGCAUGGGUCCUCAGAUUCUCAAAAAGCUCUACAACUGCACCAUCGAGAGCAUCCUGACUCGUUGCAUCACUACCUGGUAUGGCAACUGCUAGGCCUCCGACAGGAAGGCACCACAGAGGGUAGUACGUACGGCACAGUACAUCACUGGGGCCAAGCUUCCUGCCAUCCAGGACCUCUAUACCAGGUGGUGUCAGAGGAAGGUUACCCACCACUGCGACCUGUAUGCUUUUGUUGGCUGGCCCUCACUUCAUAUCCGUUGCCAAACCCACUGGCAUCAGGUCAUCUAUAAGUCUUUCCUAGGUAAAGCCCCACCUUAUCUCAGCUCACUGGUCACCAUAACAAUACCCACCCGUAGCACCCGCUCCAGCAGGUAUAUUCCACUAGUCAUCCCCAAAGCCUGACACAGCCAGUCUUUAAAUAGCACACCCGACUACCUCAUCCCCAUAUUAUUACGUACCCUCUUACACUUUUGCAGCCCAGUAUCUCUACUUGCACAACAUCAUCUGCACAUAUAUCAAUCCAGUAUUAAUGUUAAAUUGUAAUUAUUUUAGCCUCUAUGGCCUAUUUAUUGCCUACCUUCUUACUCUUCUACAUAUACUCUUGCACACACUAUACAUCAAUAGAAAAAUCUUUAUUUUCUUUUGUGUUAUUGACUGUACGUUUGUUUAUGUGUAACUCUGUUGUUUUUGUCGCACUGCUUUGCUUUAUCUUGGCCAGGUCGCAGAUGUAAAUUAUAACUGGUUCUCAACUGACCUACCUGGUCAAAUAAAGGUGAAAUAAAAAAAAAUUAAAGGCCCUAAGAAAACUCCAGCCACGGCAAGUGGCACCGAAGCGCCAAGUCUAGAUCCAUAAGACUUAUUAACAGCUUCUACCCCCAAUCUUGAUCUUCAGCUUCAACAUCUCAAUUUUCAUAUUUUCAGUUGUAUGGUCAGGGGGACUUGAUACAGACUUUAAAAUUCAAACAAAGGGCAUUCGUCACAACGUUAUAAGGUAUUCUACAGAACAAUUGUUUAAAGAUGUCAUUAAACAAUACAAACACACUGACCAACAGAUGAGGCAGGACUUGGUUGUCCUAGGGAGGGAGUCUGACCCUCUUGUCCUAAAGGUGAAAGUUCUCUGUCCCUUACUUUAAAACAAAACUUUAAAGAUGCCAUUAAACAAUGCAAAUAAACUUACCGACAGAGGAGGCAGGACUUGGUCCUAGGGAGAGAGUCUGACCACCUUGUCCUACAGUAAAGGGAGAAACAAAGAGAACAUUCAGGCUAAUGUCAGCCAACAGAUUGGCUACAGCAGGGAUCCCCAACCAACUUUUUAUAGUUUAUAGCAUGGCUGAAGCACAGAUCUGUGAUACACAAAAACAGGUCAGAUAACCAUUCUUUCCUCCAUAAUAUUGAAAACACAAAUAAUCAAGAUCAAUUUAGAGCCUACCUACUGUAAUAACAUGGGUGUAAAACAUGGGUGAGGCAUUAGUAUGUAUGGGUCGAUCUGUGUUCACUGAUCCAUAGUCAGUAAUGUCCAAGCGCAACAGCACUACCUGUGUGCUGAACAGGUAUUUUCCAUGAACGGCCCUGCAUGCUUAUUACCUGUGUCAUAGAUUUAGUAUGAAUGGGUCUGACACGGGUAAAACCCACUUGAAAUAUACAGGGUAAAACCCUGGUUAUUGGUGUGAAAGGGGGUAAGUAUUUGCAUGGGGCGAGGCUCCCACCACCCUCUCUGAUCAAUUUGUUGUUGCUGCACUUCUGAACUGAAAUAUGAACUGAAGCUUAUAAAAGGUUCUACCUACUAGCUACCACUUUGCAGUGUCAAUAUUACAGACUCGUCACAUAAACAAUAUCAAUUAGCCAACAGUCUGGUGCUUUGGUCGGUCAGAUAUUAAACGUUUUUCCAAAACUAAUUGUAUUUUUUGUUUCCACUGGAACCAAAAAUUAUGAUGAAUCAAGCAAUACUUACCGACUACUUACAUAAUCUACAGCAACCACAGUUGGUUCCUGUAUCUCUUGCUUAGGGAUCUCGACAACUACCACUUCGGUUAUGGCAUCAUCCUCUCCUGUCGAACCCAUCUUCUUGCAUUGUUUGCAAGUUCUUUUUAACCUGACAUUCUAUGAAUGAACAAAGAACACAUUUUCAAUGUAAACAGAAGUACCAUUGGAAAAUGUGUCAUGCACUCCAAAUGGAAUGCCUUAUAAAUGUGUGGGACAUACAAACAUGGUUUGCAGAAUCCCUAAGGGUCUAACAAACUCAUCUAAAUAGGUACUAAACUGUACUUUUAUGUAAUUGCAGGUAUUCAUUCUAGCUAUGGUACAACACUACAUAAUAAUUCUAAGGCCAAUUAUUCCUACAGGUUUUACUGUAGGAAUGCAUACGUAAUUAAAUAUAUACAGUAAUAGCUCCUAUGUGAUAUGUAGACAUUGUAUAUCAUUUUGGUAGUCUUAGGUUAUUAUGUGGAAAUUGGUAUAUCACUUCUUAAGUAAAUACAAUGUUGGUAACAACUUCUAAUGAGCAAGCUAGAGCUAUGGCAUACAACUAGCUAGCAAGCUAAAGCAACCAGCUUGUCUAGCAAACAGUAACUACCAGCAUAUGGUUUGGCUAAGCUAACCUUAGCUAGCACCACACUGGCAGUAGACUAGCCUAGCUAGUAACAUUAACCUUAGUUAGCUUAUUAACUGAGGUUGCUUGCUAGCUAGCUAACUAGGCCACUGCACAGGCUAGUUACUUUAUGAAGGACAUCUACAUUAGAUCCAUACUAUUAUAUUAAGCACAUGGCCAAGCUAUAGCCAGGCUAAACAUGGCAAAUGGCUAUACAUUGCCAAGCUAUAGCCAGGCUCCUAGCUAAUGAUAUUAUAAUGUAAUUAGCUAGCUACAUGCUGUAGUUAGGUAGCCAUAAAAAAGUUAGCUGACAGUUGGACAACCAAUGUAAGCUGGCUGGCCUAACAACCACUGUCAGCAAACUGGCUUAUCCUGCUAUGACAACGAUUAACAUGCCUUUUGUAUCUGUUACAUUAUUAACUAGAUAAUAAAGCAAGUGAAUAUAGUAUAAUUCACAAAAUACAACUAGCUAGCUACUGUUUGUAUAAACCAGCUAAAUACAAGCUAUGUCACUUAGUCCUUAGCUAACAUUAGCUAGCUAGCUACAGUGUCUAGGUAGCAAUGUUGCUAAUGACAGGCUGGGACCGAGAGCAAGAUGGUCCCACAAAAGGUACCUUACUUGCACUGAGAUGUCACAUGAAACACACUGAUUAUCAAUUUUUUUUUUUUUUUUACUUAAGCAGGCAAGUCAGUUAAGAACAAAUUCUUAUUUACGAUGACUGCCUACACUGGCCAAACCUGGACAACGCUGGGACAAUUUGUGCACUGCCCUAUGGGACUCCCAAUCACAGGUGGUUGUGAUACAGCCUGGAUUCAAACCAGGGUGUCUGUAGUGACACCUCGAGCACUGAGAUGCAGUGCCUUAGACUGCUGCGCCACACGGGAGCCCCUGAUUUCAAUUCAAUGUUUGAACUACAAAUACUACUAUUUGUUUCCUCGGUUGUCCUUGGUCAACGUUCACUGUCACUGUGCUUUUGUCUUUCAACAACAUGAGAACAAGUGUGAAUUUUGUUUUGCUGAGUAACAUUACUACAAUUUCCUGCACGUGGGUAUUUCACAACAAUUUCUACAAUUUCCAGCUGGAUACAAAUUUAAACUCUUAAAGUAAGCGCCCAAAUCAAAUACUGUUUUUACCUGACCCAAGGAUUUUGAAUUGAACAUGGCUCGUGUGCUAAGUGAUAUAUUGUCAGCAAAAAAACUACAAAAAAGCUAAAAAGAAAGGUUAUCAAAUACCUCCAGAAGAAAGGCCUGCUCAAGAAAUCUGUGAGGCAUACGUGCAAAGAUGGAUACAUAUGGUAAGUUAAUGUUACAACUGAUAUUGAUUGGCCUAGAGAACUUUGGGAAAGUUUGAAAUGAGGAGUACUGUACUGUAAGAAAUGUUUGAAUAUGUAAAUGGUGCAGAGCUUAUUGAGCUAGUCUCAUAGGUUCUAGGCAUAUACACUUCUAGGCAUGUAACAUAAAUGGAACAGAGUUAAAGAUGUGGUUUCCAUAUGUCUAAUACCAUUCCAUUUAUUUCAUUCCAGCCAUUACAAUGAACCCGUCCUCCUAUUGCUCCUCCUACCAGCCUCCUCUGAUGGUGACUCAUAUAUUAUUUCACCAGCUGGAACAUUUCUAAAAAUGUGGCUAUGAACAUGCAUUGAAGAGAACUAUCUAAGCUUUCCAGUGGCCAGUGUCCUUCAUAAUUGUGUGUGUGCUACUCUAGAGAUUGCAUUUCCAGUCUCUCUACAAGGGCUCACGCUCCUCUGUGUUCCGGUUGCAUUCCAACUCUGGGCACUGGACUGCAAGCCCAUGUAGAGCAAGUGAAGAGCUUAGGAGACGCACACCCUUCAAGUCUACCUUUGGCCUGCAGCCUACCACUCAAGAUGUUUCAUGUCUGUCUGGAAAGCUGUUCUUCUAUUUCCAACCAUGUGGAUGUAUUCCAACUGCUACUGAAAAGAAUUUGUCAAAACAAGAGGAGGCAUCCGGAAGGAUUCAAUGUUUAGCCCUUCUCAGGUUUCACUUACGGUUCUGGUAACAUUUCUUAAUCGAUUUGCACAGGGGCUACACUUGAUAUUACAGAGGACUGCAUUGCACAGAGCUCAAGGACUGAGCUCCGUUCUCUGACAAGAAUGACGAGAAGCCUGAGAAAGUCAUAUUUGGGGAUAGGUUCCAAGACCAGCUCUUACCCAGAGUCACUGCUGCCACAAGACUACUGUGGAGCAGUCAGGUAUUUAUCCUCACUCGGCUACAAGUUUUUUCACACACAGGGUUGCACCGUUACACAUGGAACAACUUCACAUGGAUCCACAACCACAAGCAGCACUAUCCAGGCUCCAUACAGGCUGUCCUUCAUUAGCAAUCUGGUCCUUGACAUGAAAGCAAAGCUGCAGUGUGCCACAUUCAAGUUAAUGUUGAGUCUUAAAUUCCUGACUUUUCCUGCAUGGCUUCAUUAGAGAAUAAAGAAAGGACAGUCUUAGCAAUCAUAUGUUUCUUUGAUUUUAGCAUUGUUUUAAUAUACAGUGGGGCAAAAAAGUAUUUAGUCAGCCACCAAUUGUACAAGUUCUGAUGAUCCCAAACACACUGCCCGGGCAACGAAGGAGUGGCUUCGUAAGAAGCAUUUCAAGGACCUGGAGUGGCCUAGCCAGUCUCCAGAUCUCAACCCCAUAGAAAAUCUUUGGAGGGAGUUGAAAGUCCGUGUUGCCCAGCAACAGCCCCAAAACAUCACUGCUCUAGAGGAGAUCUGCAUGGAGGAAUGGGUCAAAAUACCAGCAACAGUGUGUGAAAACCUUGUGAAGACUUACAGAAAACGUUUGACCUCUGUUUUUUUCUCAUUUUGUCUGUCAUAGUUGAAGUGUACCUAUGAUGAAAAUUACAGGCCUCUCUCAUCUUUUUAAGUUGGAGAACUUGCACAAUUGGUGGCUGACUAAAUACCUUUUUGCCCCACUGUAUGUAUUAUGAUAUACACUGUAUUUACUUUGUGUAUAUAUUCCAGAAUGUCUAUUUAUUACUCAUAUGGUACCUUAAAAAAUAUUGUAAUGUUUCUUUAGUAACAUAAUUGCAACGUUGUUUGUAGACACAUCACAACUCUCAAAUAAACGUUCCAAAAUGUUCUUUGGAUAUUCACAAAGUAGUCUGACAUUCUGUACAUUUGAGGAACUUUUUGUGAACAUUACAAAUACUACUACAAUGUCACCAAAGUGUCCUGAUAUUCAGAACCUCCAAAGUACUUACUGAAAACUAACUAAUAUCCACAUGUAGUCAGAUAUACCACCACUUGAUAUACUGACAUUGUUCCAUAAUGUCUAUGUAUAAUGCAACUUUAGAUGUAGUUAUGCAUGGCUCUAUACCAAACGUUCUGAAUUAUUAUAUCACGACAUUGACCUGAAAUUUAGAACAUUGAAAGGACUAACUGAGAAUGUUAUGAAGGUUCCCAAAAUGUCAGCUUGACAGUACUCCCCCAAAGGUGUAGACCCUGACCGCAAAACCUGAACCUAUAUGGGGAGAGUUAGGGUGGGCAACUAGCGUCGGUGGCGGCUCCAGUGCAGGACGUAGCCCUCGCUCGGACUGUGGAUCCGGCCAUGAAGCCGGGCGCUGUGCCUGGACUGGGCACUGGGGCAGAGGCGGGCUCCGGCCAUGGAGCGAGACUCGAGGCCGUGCCUGGACUGAGCACCGGCGCGGAGGAAGGCUCUGGCCAUGGAGCGGGACUGAAGGCCAUGCCUGGACUGAGCACCGGCGCAGAGGAAGGCUCUGGCCAUGGAGGGGGACUGGACGCCGUGCUUGGACUGAGCACCGGCGCAGAGGAAGGCUCUGGCCAUGGAGGGGGACUGGAUGCCGUGCCUGGACUGGGCACCGGCGCAGAGGAAGGCUCCGGCCAUGGAUCAGGACUGGACGCCGUACCUAGACUGGGCAUCGGCACAGUGGAAGGCUCCGGCCAUGGCACCGGCGCAGGAACCAUCGGGUCGCGGAUCGUCUCCGGGCCGUGAACCAACACUGGAAGCUCUGGACCGUGAAUCGUCGCUGGAGACUCCAGACUGUACACACGCAGUGGUGGACGAGUACGGGGAGCCGGCACAGGACGUACUGAGCUGGGGAGAUGCACUGGAGGCCUGGUGCAUGGAGCCGGCACAGGUUGCACCGGGCUGGUGACACUCUUCAGGGCGAGUGCGGGGAGCCGGCACAGGACGUACCAGCCUAGGAAGGCGCACUGGAGGCUUGGAGCCGGCACAGGUUGCACCGAACUGAUGACACGCUCUUCAGGGCGAGUGCAGGGAGCCGGCACAGGCCGUACCGGGCUGGGGAGGCGCACUGGAGGCCUGGUGCGUGGAGCCAGCAUAGGUUUCACCGGACUGAUGACAUGCUCUUCAGGGCGAGUGUGGGGAGCCGGCACAGGACGUACUGGGCUGGGAAGGCGCACUGGAGGCCUGGUGCGUGGAGCCGGCACAGGUUGUACCGGACUGAUGACAUGCUCUUCAAAACGGCUGCGCUGCAGCAUACUCCUAGCCAACAUCUCUCUCCGAUAUCCCUCCUCAAACUGCUCUAUCGACUCCCAGACGGUCUCUUGCUCUCUCCUCGACUCAGCCGACCGCCCCUUGUGCCCCAUCCCAAAAAAGAAAACUUGGGGUUGCCCUUGGGCUGUUUGUGGCCGCGGACCCCGGUGUCCUCGCUCUCCUCCUUUACUCCUCAGCAACUCCCGCCAAGGGAGGGUCUCGCAUCCACCUAGUAUCUCUUCCCAUGACCAACUCUCCUUCACCUCCUGGGCACGCUGCUUGGUCCUGACUUGGUGGGAUAUUCUGUCACGACCGUCGUAUGAACAAUUGGACCAAGGCGCAGCGUGAGUAGAGUUCCACAUUUUAAUGAUAGUGAAACUUCCAAAACAACAAAGAUAUAACGAUCGUGAAAUACAUAGCGCACAUAGGCACUCAUACAAAACAAUAUCCCACAUCGCAGGUGUACACUAAGUAUGAUACCCAAUUAGAGGUAACGAUCAUUAGCUGCCUCCAAUUGGGAACCAUACACACACACCAACAUAGAAAUAUAAUAGCUAGAAACCCCCCUAGUCCCGCCCUGACCUAAAACACCAUAGAGAACCCUGAGGUUCCCGACAUACAUCUACGAGAGGUUUCAUGAAAACAUAAUUUUUUUAGGUCAACCGCAUAACGUGUUAAACGUCAGAAAGUACAUUGAGAGCCCCACAAAAUGCAGUUUCUGGUAACCACUGGGAACGUAACUUUCAUCAGUGGGUACCUGCAGUAGCAAUAAGGUACGUAACAGUAUGCACGUUCAGGGAAGUUUCAAGGACGUCUCUUAUAACGUUACUAACGUCAUUUAGCUAUUUAAGAUCCAUGACAUUUUAACGUCAUGAAAAGACUUGGGA
Oncorhynchus nerka (sockeye salmon) is the source of this 10070-nucleotide messenger RNA. RefSeq lists its product as uncharacterized. The transcript is spliced from 4 exons. Bases 8275 to 8679 code for a protein of 134 amino acids. Lineage: Eukaryota; Metazoa; Chordata; Actinopteri; Salmoniformes; Salmonidae. The record is from RefSeq and is a predicted model, not a curated record.